Adelges cooleyi (spruce gall adelgid) is the source of this 1012-nucleotide messenger RNA. It is a transcript of the gene mRpS18B, whose product is annotated as 28S ribosomal protein S18b, mitochondrial. Lineage: Eukaryota; Metazoa; Arthropoda; Insecta; Hemiptera; Adelgidae. Bases 170 to 766 code for a protein of 198 amino acids. Gene Ontology annotation, cellular component: mitochondrion; ribosome. The transcript has 5 exons. Gene Ontology annotation, molecular function: structural constituent of ribosome. Gene Ontology annotation, biological process: mitochondrial translation. The record is from RefSeq and is a predicted model, not a curated record.
CGGUACACGGUAGUCGUAGUCGGCAAACAGCAUGUAAUCUCUUGUAAAUCACAAUUUACAUUAUAGUCAAUAGUCAUUACUCACUUUUUUUACUUAAGCUUUUUGCUAACAACUAAAAAACUGUACAAAAACAUAGUGCAGUGUUAAUAUUUGUUCUAUUUCCAAUAAAAUGAUAUUAAACUCAUUUCGUACGUUGUCUGUAGCUCUGUACAAAACAGCAAGCAGUUUUCCAGUCGUAAAACAUGUAGUGCAUAACACCAGUAGAAAUGUAUACACCAGUUUUAUCAGGUAUAAUGAAACUUUAUCGGAACAGGUUUCGGAAUCUUAUGUAAAACGUGAUCCUCUAAGAGAUCGCAGUACAAUUAUACCAGUUGAAACUAGUAUCGAAUAUUUAAAAAGUGACGCCUACAAAUCUACUUACGGAAAUAAUCCAGUAUGGAAAGAAUAUCGUAGAAAUCAUAAAGGAAGUAUUCCGCCAAGGAAAACUAGAAAAACAUGUAUUAGAGCCGAUUUGAUUACUUCUGGUAAUCCAUGUCCAGUAUGCCGUGAUGAAUAUUUAGUUCUUGAUUAUAGAAACAUUGAACUACUCAAACAAUUCAUUAGUCCUCAUUCCGGUCAAGUAUUGUCCUAUAAGUUAACAGGGAUAUGUCAAAAACAGUAUGAGAAACUACUUAUUGCAGUGCAAAAAGCCAAAGACUGGGGAUACAUUAAGUUUGACCUACCAAUAAAAACGUAUAAUUAUGAUGAGUAUAAAAACGAAAAGUAAACAAUAAAUAGACUUUUACUUUAAUCUAUGUACCAUGUUGUUAAUGUUUAAAAACGCUAGGUAGGUUUUUUAAAUACUACAUAAAAACCAUGUAUAUUUUAAAGCUAGAUCAAUAGAAAUUAUAAUAAUGUAUUGUACUAUUAUCAAUAUUUUAUUGCAUUUUAAUAUACACAACCGUAGUAAAUUUAUCAUAUAUUAUUAAAAAUGGUAUUACAAUUUAUAUUAAUACAGUAUAUAAUUAAUUCA